This is a messenger RNA of Carassius auratus (goldfish), 2179 nucleotides long. Its product is annotated as bifunctional coenzyme A synthase-like. NCBI's taxonomy places the organism in Eukaryota, Metazoa, Chordata, Actinopteri, Cypriniformes, Cyprinidae. Gene Ontology annotation, biological process: coenzyme A biosynthetic process. The coding region runs from base 203 to 1867 and encodes 554 amino acids. The record is from RefSeq and is a predicted model, not a curated record. Gene Ontology annotation, molecular function: pantetheine-phosphate adenylyltransferase activity; dephospho-CoA kinase activity; ATP binding. The transcript has 10 exons.
AUGGCCGUCUAGGUCAACUGGACACGAGUUCGCGCUGCUAAGCAAAACAUUAGCCUAUUAUAUGGUUAUUAUGACGAGGCUUGAUACCAAACGGUGGUCUUCUGCAAUAUUAUUCCACAUUUAGCAUUUCUAAUCACCUUAAUCGUCAGAAUAUCCUCAGCACCUCAGGCUCAGAUCAUAAAGUCACCAUCAGCUGUCCAUCAUGUCCAUGUUUAGCACCGGUAUCCUGGUGCUUACGUCUCCGUUACACGUCCUCCCUCUCCGCAUCGCUCCUGUCCUCACGUCUGCAGCCCAGGUGGUCGAGCGCACACUUUACAUCCAUCUCCACCCCGGCCUCAACCUGGGCACAGGUGGGCAGGUGCGGCCCGCCUACAUCCCGCCUGUGGUGGAUCUCUGCGCUCUAAUCUCCCGUCUUUACAGCAAUGCCGCUGACAUUUGUGGGCACCUUGACGUCAGAGUGCUGCUCAGUAACGUCCGCACCCAAUCUGCGGCAUUGAACGGAAACAACGGUCCUUUUGCCACCCCACAGACAUUGUCCCACUCGCCAGAAGUAGUGCUCACAGACUUCCCCGUCCAGGAUUCAGGCCAGUCCUCGCUGGUCACCCAGUGCUUGCAGAAAUACGCUGGUCACUGCUACGUCUGCAAGCCGAGUCUCUCAUCUGUGCUCUUGAACCCACGAAUAGCUGAGUUUGAGGAAGAUAGAAGAGAUGCACAGUUAAAACCUUUAGAGACGUUCAGUGAUGUGGUGGUUGGCGGCACCUUUGACCGUCUGCAUGGUGCACACAAGACCCUGCUGAAUAUUUCCUGUCUGAUGGCCAACAGACGCUUUGUCAUUGGUGUGUGUGACCAGGAACUAUUAAAAAAUAAGGUCUUGAAGGAGUUGAUAGAGCCGUAUGAUCAGCGUGUGCAGAAGCUCCAGGACUUUCUGAACGAUGUAAAACCAUCACUCAAGUACGAAAUCGUUCCUCUCUCUGACCCCUUCGGCCCCUCCAUAAGCGACCCUGAGCUGCAGUGCAUUGUGGUCAGCGAGGAGACGAGGAAAGGGGGUGAAGCUGUCAACAGGAAGCGUGUGGAAAAUGGAUUGGCUGAACUGGUUCUGUAUGAGAUCCAGCUGUUGAAAGAUGCCCAUCGUGCUGACAUCGAGGAGGAGAAGAUCAGUUCCUCCAGCCUGAGAACAAGAUUGCUGGGAACGCUGCUCAAACCUCCAUCCCCGCAGCUGCAUCUUCCUCUGGACCCGUAUGUGAUUGGUCUGACGGGCGGCAGCGGGUCUGGGAAGAGCUCUAUAGCACACAGACUGGAAGCUCUCGGCGCUGUGAGGAUUGACUGCGAUCAGCUCGGUCACGAGGUUUACCUGCCGGGAACAUCCGCUUAUCAUAAGAUCAUCCAGGAGUUCGGCCAAGAUAUUCUUAAAGAGGACAAGAGCAUUAACAGACGAGUGCUGGGUGGGAAAGUGUUCGGAAACCAGGAGCGUCUGAAAGCUCUGACAGAUAUCGUGUGGCCGGAGAUUGCUCUGCUGGUGAAGAAGAGAAUAGAUCAAGCAAAAGAACAGGGUAAGCGUGUCUGUGUGGUGGACGCGGCCGUGUUGCUCGAGGCGGGAUGGACAUAUCUGGUGCAUGAGGUUUGGGUGGCCACCAUCCCAGAAGAAGAGGCAGUGAAGCGUAUAGUCCAGCGUGACGGUGUGAAGGAGGAAGAUGCCUUGAGGAGACUGAAGAGCCAGUGGCUGAAUGCAAAGCUGAUAGAUCAUGCUAACGUAGUGCUGUGCACACUGUGGGAACCUGACGUUACUCAGAGACAGGUGUUGAAAGCCUGGACUCUAUUACAGCAGCGGAUUCAGAAGAGACAAGAAACAACCAGAUCUUCAUUAUGAAUACAACCGGACCUCAGUGUUUCCAGAAUUUAGUGACAUUUAUGUACUUUUGUAAACCACUUUCAGUAGAAAAGGCUUUAAUCUUGAUCGUAGUGUAGAGAGAUGUUAUUAAUCUAUACUGUGCCUCCUGAAGACCAAAGACUACAAUGAAUGUCAGAUUGACCCAAUAAUAGACAAACUGGUCAGUUAUCGAAUGCAAAUUUAAAAAUGACUUUUGAUGUAAUUGUGAUCAAUUGUUUGAAAUUACCAAUUUAAAAACAAUGUUCAUUUCAUAAAACUUUAAUAAACUUAAUCUUUAUAUAUAUACACACA